ACACGCAGUCCUGCCUAUAAAUACCGUUUUCUUUCCCUCGGUCUCAAGCAAUGGCAGCUGUCGAGGGUCAGCUGUUGCAUCUACUUGACCAUGAACAUCCUCCUUCUCCUGGCUUUCCACACUUAUGUAGUCGUCAAUAGUGUCAGCCUGGUGCCAGAGGUAAGCCAGGAGGGUCUGCUGCAGCCGUACUCCACCUAUGCUGAUGUCACACUGUUCCACUUCCACAUUCCUGAUGAGGUGACGAGGGUGACCUGGGAGUUCGCUGCUUUUAUGGACGACCCAGGAUGUCCUAUACGCGAGGUUCACAUACUUGUUCAGCAUGGAAGUUACCCUGUCAUCACUUCCACCAAUUCAACACUGCGAGAUUACAUGUACAUCCACAAAUCUUCAGUGCACAAGGUGCUGACAAGAUCAGCCUACCAGCCCCAUGAUGCAACAGUCCUGGCAGUGUACAGUCCCUUGCCCGGCAGCUGGUUCACUGCCGCCUACAUCCCAGACUGGAAUGAGCAGAUGCAGCAGGAGGGGAUCAUCCACAAGUGCCGUUACAGUCUGGGUUCCAUUGCUAUGUGGAGUCAGAAGGACAAAGUCAAAACCCUCCACAUUGGUGCCAAGCAGUCUAUAUGCACACAUGAGAACCUUUCAUACUACAGAUUUUACAUUCCCUCACACACCUGGUUCAUGCAAGUCAACAUCUCCAACUGCCGCAUGUUGGAGCGAAUCUACGACCACAACUCAGGAGAGCGAAUGUUCCGGUGGUGUGUGCGGUCCCUGUUCCUUGAGGCUCGCUCCCUCCCCAUCUACAACACAGAGUCUGGUGUGACGAACUUAACAGAAGGUGGCGGAUAUGUAUUUACCGAGACCAGGCCAUAUGCUGAUGCUUAUUACUACCUCCUUGUGGAUACAGAGGGAGAGACUGGUCUGGACAUCACCAUACAAACCAGGGAAUGUGGCAAUGCAUUCAGGAAAACAAAGGCUCACAUUCGAGAAGUAAAGUCAUCUCAGUACACUGAGACUUCAUCCCAACAAGAAGUAGAGUUAAUUAGGACCUCUACACCUAUCAACAUCACUGUGUCGGUCAGUAGUAACUCCCCACACCUGCUGCCACAUGUUCCUGAGGAUGCUGACCACCACGGGGAGCCUCAGGACAAAGGACACCAGUGCUUCCCUGUCUUGCCUCUCACUCGCAUCAAACACGCCAGUGACUUCACAGACACUUUCUUGAUACAAGGUCCUGAAUGGUACAGUACCUGGCUGUCAGUACAGAGAAACCUGCCAGUGUUCACGCAUCUCACCCUCCUUCCCUUCACUGAUAUAGGUGGAACACUUAACAUUAACAUUCUUAUGGAUGAACUACUUACAAAUGCCACUCACCAGCUGAUAACGGUGAUGGGAUGUGUGAGGAAGGGUCGGCCACCAGAGCUGAGGAACCACUCCCUGGUGUGUGACGACGACUCCCUCACCCUCAACAUAACCUCUGCCUCCAGAUCCACCAUUGAGGACCUCAUCCUCAUCCCCUUCCCUGAGCCAGACAUCUGGUUCCUGGCACUCCAGCUUGUCUGUUACUACGAUGGGUAUGAGUCGCCAUGCAUCAUUGAGCAAGCAAUGGUGAGUCUGGACGUGCGCACUCAACCUUGUGUGUUUGCCGGUGAGAGUCCUUGUGGUCCCCACGGUCUGUGCCAGGAGACUCACCGCGGCAUGUUCUUCUUCACCAGCUGUAUGUGCACUGAGGGAUGGCAGGGAUGGGGGUGUGAGGAUGGGGAUGCAGCGCGUGGCUGGAGCACUAUGUUGACUGGAGUGUGUCUGUUAACACUCAGCAAUGUGUUCUUCCUGCCACCCACCAUCAUGGCUCUGCGCCGCUGCCUAUACUCACAGGCACUUCUUUUUAGUGCCACUAUGGUUGCCUCAGUGGUCUAUCAUGCCUGUGACAAUGAGGUCAUGUCAUACUGCCUCACCAAGUAUGAGGUACUCCAGUUCACCGACUUCUUCUUCUCCCUGUUGUGCUUUUGGGUGACGGUGGUUGGGCUAGGGGGCAUUGACCAAGUCCUGUGUCCACUGCUACACACUUUAGGGGUGGUGAUCAUCGCUCCGGCCGUCCAGUAUAGUCGCACUGCCCUCGCCUCCUUCACUGUGCCCAUGGCUAUUGCUGCAGCUAUACCUAUCCUUCAUGUUGUGUACCAGCGCUGGAGGAAAGGCUGCUGGCCCUCCCUCCAGGCACACCAGCUGCUGUAUCGAGCCAUUGGUGUGGCUCUGGCACUCACUGGCCUUAUGCUCUUUGGCCUGCUGCAGACAAAGGAGAACUAUAAGUACGUGCACAGCGCCUGGCAUGUGUUCAUCGCACUCUCUCUCGUCUUCCUGCUUCCGUCCCACACCCCGCCCAAGCAGGGCCCCGCCACCCUGAGCCCCAUCACUCGACAACCAAUUUCUCUGCCCGGUGAUGACGCAGAGCUGAUCGACGUUGGAGAAGCGAUGCUAGACUACACCGCAUCAUCGCCCGUCUUCCAUGUUACCUCGGAUGUUGAUUUCUUGUUGACGGAUAGCGAGGAGGAUUAUCAAGGACCAAGUAGUAAUAGUGAGUAGCGUUUGUACGUACGUGCAGCUAUCCAGUCAUCUCUCAUCCCUCAUGUAAGGCAGCCGGCACCAGGCAGCUGGUGUGUGUUCGGGAUGCUGGACGUUCCUUCUCCUUUACGGUGACUUGCAGACUAACUACUAUCUAUAAACACUAAUUUUGAUUGUUACAAACUGGAUAAUUUUUUCCUUUGUCCCAUUUUCUGAAUGAAGGCCAUUUUUUUAAUGGGAAUAUUUUUAUCUGAAAAUAUAAAAGAUUCUUUAAACGUUUAUUAAAUUUUGAGUAUUUGAAGAUAUCACUUUAAUGAAAUUUCAUAAUUGCAUUUAAUGCAUGAUUUUUUCUUUAAAUUAAAAAAUUAAUCUAGAAUUGUUAUGUAUCACAAUUGAGAUGACUUUCACUUGGGAGGUGCUACCCUGAUGUUAGAUGUUGGCCUGACGUAUGGCAUCUCCCUUCCUCUUCCAUUACUGCCCCAUUCCUCGCACCAUCAUUUGCCACGACUGGUUUAUGUGGAAUAUUUACAAGACAAAAUGAUGAAGGAAUGUAUGGUAUCCAGAACACACCUAAAGAUAAAUAAAUGGCUUUACAGUGAAUCUGAAAAGUUCAGUCUCAGUUUGCAGAAUUUUGAACGACUUAAACAUUCAUAUGAGAUUGACUUACUUUUUAAAGGUCCUCUAUUCUCAUUCCAAGUAAAUUGUUCAAAACUUUGUCUAACUUUUCUGUAUUUUUCUGCCUCGUUACAGUGCAGGUGGUGGUAGUCUGUUUGGUAGUGGGUGGCCCAUAUCAUGUUUGUGUAUAUGGUACAAAGUUGUGAAUGGUCAGAGGUGUGAUCUAUACUUGGCAUUCCAAGUGAAAAUAAUUCCUUGUCCGAUUUCAUGUGCUCUGAGAGGCCUUCAACAGUGUUUUCAGAAUUUUUAGAGAAAAUAGUUAUGUACUUGCAGAAAAUUGUGAAGAGAAGAGUGUACUUUUGUAGUCCCUUGUGGUUUUGAUGUGAGACUUAGACCACUAGUUUGUGAGAAUAAGUUGUGAUGGACCCUAGACUUUAGACAUUUUGAUGGUGAUAAAUUUUAAGCUUUGAGAUGGAGUGAAUGUCAGUUGUGAGGAAGAAAGAUAAGCUGAAUUUGUCUGAAAGAAAUUAAUAGUUUAAAAAGUAAGGAGAUGGAACUUAGACAAGAAAUGUUAAGAUGAGAGAUUGUUGGAUAUGACAAAAGGGCCUUUAAGGCUGUAUCACAAUGUAGCACACUGUAAAUGUGCUAAGGGAGCAAAAUAUGCAUUGUGUUGUAUGUUUGGGUAGAGCAGCAUUGCUGAUCAUAUUAACAAGAAAAGGCAUAAUUCAGGAAUUUUAUUCCAAAUUUUGUAUUCAGGGACACAUAAUCUCAGACAAGAAUUGAUAAUUUUUAAGAAAGCGUGAUUGUUUGAUGCCACAUUGCCUGCUGUGUCGUGCUGUCAUAAGCACUUUUGUGUGGCAGACAAUUUAUUUAAUAGAUGCUAUCGGAUUCUAUAUGAUUGAUCUUUUUACCAACAUAUUAUGCCUGUAGAACUUCACCCAGUCAGUGGAGCACAGUCCAGGUACACAGGUUUACCUUCAAAGGUAAAAAGGUACAUCAUGGUACAUUAUAGGAAAAUCUGUCUUUUAAAGCAGGAAUUUCCUCUGAGUGGGAAUCUAUAAGAAUAUUUUAUAGAUAAGGAUGUCAGAAUAUUUGUUGAGAUUAACAUAUGUAUAUGGGUAGCAUUUUGGUGGAUAUUAAGAUAUUCAGAGACUUUUGGUGGAGUAUGAUCUCAUUUUAUAGUCAGGGCUGACUGCUUAGUUGUAGAAUUUUUCUCAACUUGUGUUGAGAAAUGGUGUUGGGUGAAGAGAUGCAUCAAUAACCCAUUAGUGUUGUUCUUUUGUAUUGUCAAAAAAAGAACAUGGAAAACUGCAGUUUGUAAAGAACACUGAAGAUGAAAACCAUUAUCAUGAUAUUGAUUGAGAAUAACUUUGUUUUUGAGGUUUACACAUUUGAUACCAAUCAUCAUGCCUCAUCAGUAUGAUGGAGAAAAUAAGAUUAUUCUAAGACAUCACAGUAAUCAGUAAUUGUAAUGCCUUACUCCCUCUGAAGGGAGAUGAGCUUGGCAGACAAAGCCACAGUCCUGCCUUCCAAUGCACAAAUGCAUUUAGUUCAUGUCACAUAAUGAAAAUCUUGACCAUCUCAUCUUGAUCCCUUCCAUAUAUCCAAACCAUGUGCAAACAUUCCAUUUCAAGCAGUCAUUUUGUAAACUUUAGAGACUAAGGUACCUUCCAUCAAUAUCAAGGUUACUUUGUCUUCUGUACAUUGUGUAGCUUUUGCCUUUCAUAGUAGUCAUCUUCAGCUGCAUAUGUGUAGACUUCAUAUAGGUAGAUUGAUAGAUUUUGAUGUACUUAUAAUAUAUAAGAGUAUAUUUCAAUGGAUUAACAAGUCUCAGCUAUAUAUUGAGGUGCCUUCUCACACCUGGUGCACUAAAGUCUAAUCACUUUACCAUGUCAUGUCAGGUGAUCAGCAUGAGUCACUCCUGUGUAAAGCUUUAAGGAGAAUGUCAUGUCUGACUGUAUAAUUAGGUUGAUAGGAGAUUUGUGUGUGAAUGAAGCAGAAAAAGGUGCAGUGUAUGCUGUUUUUCAAACAUUAAUAUGUACCAGCCAUACAUACCUGCAUAUUGCUGAGAAUUGCUGCAAGAUCUGUCACAGCACUGUACAUUUAUAUGACAAAGUGUUCAAUAGAUUUCACAAAUGAAGGGCAUUGUGUGUGUAGCAGCUGAUACUGACUGCUGCAGUCUCUGUGACAUGUGUGUGUGUGUGUGUGUGUGUGUGUGUGUGUGUGUGUGUGUGUGUGUGUGUCUGUGUGUGACAGAAUCCUCAACAGAACAAUCUGUGAUUGAGAGAAAUCUCACAGUAUUAUAUAUAGACCACCUGUGCGCCUGAUAAGGUACUUAACACUAUGCCUUGGGACAGGAAUCUUGAUACUCUUGUCACGUGAAGCACCUCGUUAGCUGCCAGUUGUCAGCACAAUGUAAUGCAAGCAACUUUCAUAACUCAUUGUCAGCAAGAAAAUUUCCUGUAUUAAAGAUUCUUUUUCUAAUUAUUACUGAGGAAGGUAAAACGAAGCUUUUCAGUACAGAAAACAGUACAGAAAAAUGCGUAUCUUAAUUUAUGAGCUAAAUAGAACAGAGCUCUUUGUACUUUAAGCAACAAUCUGUUUGCAAAUAAGAAAAGAAAUAAUUGUUUUGUCAAAACCAUCAUUUCAAGAACAUCACUUCCAUAAUGCCAGAUGUUACUGAUAUAUACACACAUGAGGAUUGCCAUACUUAUGUCUGCUUUACAAACUAGAUCAGCCUUUCUCUUCACAACACUGAGUAACACUAUGUAGUUAUGAGCAACACUUGAGUAACACUAUGUAGUUAUGAGCAUUGGCAGCAACGAGCUUGCAUUAGAACAGCCUUGAAUGUUGGCAGCUAUGAGGUGCAGCUAAUAUUUGCACUAACAAGCAACUAUCACAGAAAUUUGCUGAGCCAGACAGCUGCUGCUGCUGCUGCUGCAUAUGAAAGCUUUCAUAAAAAAAGAAUAAAUAAAAAAAAUAAAUAAUAAGUUGUCACAACUGAUCUCCUGAAUUAGUUACCUCAUGAGAAAAAUUCCUUAUAUUGUCAGAACACAGAAAAAUGGCCAAGGCAAUAUAAGUACAUUAAACUGUCUCAUAGUGAAGUUUACUCUGGAAUAGUAUGAGUUUUUAUUGUAUUUAGGAAGCUUUUUUUUAAGUGCAACUAAGAAAAACAUUUUUUUUUUUUUCUUGUCUUGUCUUGCUAAGUACUGCUUCACAGACAUACAUAAAGAAAAAAGUCCCUGUUUCUAAGUGUACAUGUUAAUAUGCAGGCCAUUCUUGCCUGGACUGCCUCAAACAACCUUGGCAUUUAUGUACCUUUAUCAGGAGGACUUGUGGUCUGUCACUUUGUAUGACAUCUUUCCUGUUGUGUGUGGUGUGCUGCUACUGCUGCCCUUGUAUUACUGUUGUUUGCACCUCACUUGUUUGGGAAACAAGUGCAUUGAAAUGUUGCUACAGGUGCCAUUUUUCACAAAGGUUCAUGGUCCCUUGUGCCAUUUGAGUGUGGCAGAAGCAUGGAACUCUCUCAGUAUCAACAUAGCAUACUGAAGGUUCUGCUUUGCUUAUUAUUUAAGAAAUAACAUUAUUGAUCUAGUCAUUAGCAUUAUGUCCUGUAGUUUGUCACUUCAUGAUAGUGAAUAACAUCUAUGUUAUAGCAGAGUACUUUUCUAGAAGUUCAAAUCACUGCCAUAGAAAUAUUCUUGUUGCACACAGUAUGAGUUUGGGAAAAGACUCUCUCUCUCUCUCUCUCUCUCUCUCUCUCUCUCUCUCUCUCUCUCUCUCUCUCUCUCUCUCUCUCUCUCUCUCUCUCUCUCUCUCUCUCUCUCUCUCUCGUUUCAGGGCUCUGAAUGUUCCCAACAGAGGAUAUGCUUGUGGAAACUCAUGUGCACAGCUAAUGAAGCACUGCAGUAACAUUGUGUAAUGGAACAAAACCCUUCCAUAAUUCAUAAAUAGACAUGAUUGUGAAAAAAAAAUUGACAAAGACAAUUUUUUAAGGUGUACACGAUUUACAAAAACCCAUUAAAAAGUCCUGUUAUGCCCCCAUGGCAUAGCACUAUUGUAUGUACCUUUGGUGGCUAUUAAUAUAUACUGUUUCACACUGUAAGAAGAUAUUUUUCUCUGUGUCCGUACUCAUAGUGAAUUUAUAUCUGUAUAAAAAAGAACACUGAUUCACGCAGUAUAUACAUAUAUUAAAAAUUAUAUUGAA
This is a messenger RNA of Portunus trituberculatus (swimming crab), 7378 nucleotides long. RefSeq names its product transmembrane protein 8B-like. The record is from RefSeq and is a predicted model, not a curated record. Gene Ontology annotation, cellular component: plasma membrane. Bases 91 to 2577 code for a protein of 828 amino acids. The transcript has 14 exons. NCBI's taxonomy places the organism in Eukaryota, Metazoa, Arthropoda, Malacostraca, Decapoda, Portunidae.